Sinocyclocheilus grahami is the source of this 668-nucleotide messenger RNA. RefSeq names its product E3 ubiquitin/ISG15 ligase TRIM25-like. The record is from RefSeq and is a predicted model, not a curated record. The coding region runs from base 48 to 668 and encodes 206 amino acids. The transcript has a single exon. Lineage: Eukaryota; Metazoa; Chordata; Actinopteri; Cypriniformes; Cyprinidae. Gene Ontology annotation, molecular function: zinc ion binding.
UGUAGUUGAGCUGUUAUGUGUUUGUGUCUCUGUAUUUAAGCAGUAAAAUGGCAGAAGCCAGAGUUUCUCAGGAUGAGUUCUUGUGUGCAGUGUGUCUGGAUCUCCUGAAGGAUCCAGUGGCCAUUCCCUGUGGACACAGUUACUGUAAGAUCUGUAUUACAGACUGCUGGGAUCAGGAGGAUCAGAUGAGAGUCUACAGCUGCCCUCAGUGCAGACAGACCUUCAGUCCAAGACCUGCUUUAGCUAGAAACACCAUGCUGGCUGAAGUGGUGGAGAAACUGAAGAAGACCAAACUCUCUGCUGACUGUGACGCUGGAGCUGGAGAUGUGCAGUGUGACGUCUGUACUGGAAGAAAAUACAAAGCCGUCAAGUCCUGUCUGGUGUGUCAGGAAUCUUACUGUCAAACUCAUUUUGAACAUCAUGAGGAGUUUCAUUCACGUAAGCCACACAAAGUGACUGAUGCCACUGGACGACUGCAGGAGAUGAUCUGCCAGAAACACAAGAAGAUCCUUGAGGUUUUCUGUCGCACUGACCAGAAAUGUAUAUGUGUGCUGUGUACGAUGGAUGAACAUAAAAACCACAACAUUGUAUCAGCUGCAGCACAGUGGACACAGAAACAGGUAUUUAAACUAGAAAUCAAGUUAAUACUCAGUGCAGUGAUCCAAUAG